This is a messenger RNA of Metschnikowia bicuspidata var. bicuspidata NRRL YB-4993, 1080 nucleotides long. It is a transcript of the gene PDR17, whose product is annotated as Pdr17p. The transcript has a single exon. Gene Ontology annotation, molecular function: phosphatidylinositol transfer activity. The record is from RefSeq and is a predicted model, not a curated record. Bases 1 to 1080 code for a protein of 359 amino acids. Lineage: Eukaryota; Fungi; Ascomycota; Pichiomycetes; Serinales; Metschnikowiaceae.
AUGGAGUUUUUCAAAAAGAAGUCGAAAGACCUGAAGGCAAGUGGAAGCAUGUCGGAGGGCGAUGCCUCGUCAGUCACUUCUCGCGUUACCUCCGUCUCCUCGACGACAUCAAAAAAGGGCCUUGUGAAAUGUCAGAAACCGUUCGAGGAACCUCUUAACCCGACCAAGCCACCCGAAUUCAAAUUGUCAGAUCAAGAGCAAGCGUGUUACGAUGAAGUAUUAGAGCACUUUCAAAAGUACGCCAAAACCGCUGACAUACCCGUUAAUGACAGUGCCGGAGCAGCCUCACAUUCAUUGACUGAUGAAGAAAAAGCUUGGCUUACCAAAGAAUGUUUUCUCAGAUAUUUGAGAGCUACUAAGUGGAAGGUGGGGCCGACCAUCAAAAGGAUAGAGGACACGAUUGUUUGGAGACGCACGUUUGGAGUUGUCAAUAUUGAAGGCCAUUCUGAUUCCAACAAAAUUUUGACAUCAGAAAUGGUGGAACCUGAGAACCUUACCGGCAAAAAUCUCAUUUUGGGUUAUGAUAUUGAUAAUAGGCCGUGUUUGUAUCUCCGAAAUAGGUACCAAAAUACAUCAGCAUCCAUAAGACAGGUUCAGCAUUUAGUGUUCAUGCUUGAGAGAGUGAUACAGUUUAUGCCCCCAGGACAGGAUACAUUAGCCUUGCUCAUUGAUUUCAAAGCGGCUCCAGCCCAUUUGAAGCUCUCUGCAAAAUUCCCAUCCCUCAGUAUAUCCAAGCAGGUUCUUCAUAUUUUACAAAACCACUACCCAGAAAGAUUGGGUCGCGGACUUUUCACAAAUAUUCCAUGGAUAGGCUAUACAUUUUUCAAGGUAGUGGGACCUUUUAUAGAUCCUUACACGAGACUGAAAACAAUUUAUGAUCAGCCGUUUGAGAACUUCGUCCCCAAAGAACAAUUGGACAAAGAGUUCAAUGGAAUGUUGGAUUUUGAGUACGUCCAUGAUGUGUACUGGCCCAUAAUGAAUGAAAUCGCUGAAAAAAAAGCAGCAAUUGUGCGUGAGAAUUUCAAAAAACUAGGGGGAGGAAUCGGUUUGAGCGAGUAUGACCUCAAGAGAAGUCUCUAA